AUGAUCAUUACGAGUGACGAUUUUGAGGAAAUAAGUCGCGCUUCACAGUGUUGUUUAUGUCAAAAGGACUUCACUCCUUAUGAAAAAGUGCACUCUAAUAUAGUAAGACAUCACAAUCAUUUAACAGGAGACUUUAUUGGAAUGGCUCACAACCAAUGCAAUUUGAAAUGCAAGCAGGCGAAACAUACGUGCGUCAUUUUUCACAACUUGAAGAAGUUUGAUGCGCACAUCAUCUGCCAAAGUAUUGGUGAGUUUAAGGGGGAAAAUCUUAAAUGUAUUGCCCAAAGUACAGAAAACUAUGUGAGUUUUUCCCUAGGUAACUUGAGAUUCAUUGACAGCUUACAGUUUCUACCCUCUUCAUUGCAAAGUUUGGUGGAAAAUUUAAAGUGUGAUGGUCAGGAUGCCUUUGAACAUCUUAUUGAGGAAUUCCCAAAUUCUGAUGAUGUAAAGUUGCUAUUACGAAAAGGGGUGUAUCCGUAUGAUUAUAUGGACUGUGAAAGUAAAUUUGAAGAACAUUGUUUACCACCAGCAGAAGCAUUUUAUAACGCUUUAACUAAACAACACAUAUCUGAGCAGGAUUACAAGCACGCGUGUGAUGUGUUUGACCAUUUUGAAAUGACAAGCAUGGGGUCUUAUCACGACCUUUACUUGAAAUGUGAUGUAAUACUUCUAUGUUGUGUAUUUGAAAGGUUUAGAAGUAUGUGUAUGGAGCAAUAUGGUUUGGAUCCAUGUCAUUUUUAUACCAGUCCCGGCUUAAGAUGGGCUAGUUGUUUGAAGAUGACAGGCGUGCAACUAGAGCUGAUGACGGACAUAGAUCAAGUGCUAUUCAUUGAAAAAGGCAUACGAGGUGGAAUAUCACAAAUUUCGAAUAGAUAUAAACAAGCAAAUAAUCCGCUUCUCUCAGAUUAUGAUAGUGAAAAGAAAUUGUCACAUAUUCUAUAUUUAGAUAUGUGCAAUUUGUAUGGAUUCGCCAUGCAACAACCACUUCCAACAUCAGAUUUUAAAUUUUUAAAGAAACGAGAAAUAAAUCAAUUAGACAUUAGGAAUAUUCCAGCGGAUGGGGAGAAAGGUAACAUAUUUGAAGACAAUUUGAGGUAUCCCCCUGAACUUCAUGACAAACACAACGACUAUCCACUAGCACCGGAAAGAAAAGCUAUCUCAGAUGAUAUGCUUUCCCCAUAUGCACAAUACUUAUGGAAAAAACUGCAUCACAAGACAGAAAAUGAAGCAUUACCACCAAGAGUUAAAGUUGAAAAACUGAUUACAUCGUUAGAAGAUAAGGAGAAGUACGUGGUACACUACAGAAAUCUUCAGCUUUACCUAGAGCUGGGGUUGGAGAUAAUGGAAAUUCAUAGAGUACUUGAAUUUACGCAAUCUGCUUGGAUGAGACCAUACAUUGACUUCAACACUGCACAAAGAAAGAAAGCUAUGUCUGUCUUUGCCAAGAACUUCUACAAGCUCAUGAAUAACAGCUGUUUUGGCAAGACUUGA
Messenger RNA from Mercenaria mercenaria, 1491 nucleotides. RefSeq lists its product as uncharacterized. The transcript has 2 exons. Gene Ontology annotation, biological process: DNA replication. Gene Ontology annotation, molecular function: DNA-directed DNA polymerase activity; DNA binding; nucleotide binding. The coding region runs from base 1 to 1491 and encodes 496 amino acids. The record is from RefSeq and is a predicted model, not a curated record. NCBI's taxonomy places the organism in Eukaryota, Metazoa, Mollusca, Bivalvia, Venerida, Veneridae.